GCAGUAUGACUAAUAAUGAUGCAGUGUCAUGUGCCAAGGAGUACUAAGAAAAAUUGUAACAAUUGACAAAUAUAACAAAUUAAUCAUGGCAGUUAGGUGUUGAAAUUAAUACUCGUAUUUACAUGCAUGAUGUUGAAUUCAAAGAAAAUUAUGCACUCGAUGAUUGAUUGAGAUAAUAUUAAAUAACAUGACCAUAACCAGUGAAAUAAGCACCUUUUCUACAUUCCUUCCAAACGUUCGUCCUAUAAAUUCCGCUAACGUUGUUCCACUUCUCACCUUCACAACCUACAAACGAAAGGAAAAAAAAAAACUUGUUCAUUGAUAGUUGUAAUACAUCCAUAUAAGAGAAAAUGAAGUCUAAGUUGCAAAUAAAAACGGAAAAAAUCAACCUGCAGGAAAAGGAUGCAUCAGAACCAGUAUCUCCUACCGGACAAUACUUCAACAGCAAAUCACUGUCAGUUUGCAUCCUUGCAGUUCUGGAAUCAGAAGUUCCCGUCGAUGACUCCUGUGCAAUUCCACAACUACGAGAUGUUUUCCUUCCAAUUAACCCGAGAUUUUCUUCUAUUAUGAUAAAUGACAAGAAAGGUGUAAAGCAAUGGAAAAAAGUACAAGUGAACCUUCAAGAUCACCUUAUAAUUCCCAGAUUCCCAGAGGGCGUAUCAGUUGAAUCAUACAACGAAUACUUCGACGAAUAUCUGACAAAAACUAGUUCAGACUUAUUGCCACAAAAUAGACCUUUAUGGGAAGUUCACAUAUUCAAGUACCCAACAAGCAAAGCAGCUGGGCAUAUAAUCUUCAAGCUUCACCAUGCACUUGGUGACGGCUACUCUCUGAUGGGAGCACUUCUUUCCUGCGUAAAAAGAGCAGAUAAUCCUUCUCUUCCGUUAACUUUUCCUACUACUCGAUCAAGCUCAGCAAACAAGAGCAGCAAUUCGACAAGGAUUAUCGAAUGGGUGCCACAAACUAUAUCUGCAAUCUUCAAAGGAGCCUAUGAUUUUGGAUGGAGUAUUCUGAAAAGCACUUACAAUCCUGAUGAUAAGACACCCAUCAGGUCCGGAAAGAGUCAGGGUUUCCAACCAACCAAAAUCUCUACUAUUGAACUAUCCCUAGACCACAUUAAACUAAUCAAAGCAAGAGUAGGAACGACAAUCAAUGACAUUCUUGCAGGCAUAGUUUUCCAUGGAAUUCGAGUAUACAUGCAAGAAAUUGACCCAGAAUCCAGCAUUUCACAAUCUACAGCUUUGGUGCUGCUCAACACUAGGAACAUCACAAGAUAUAUUUCAGUUAAGGAAAUGAAAACAGCAAGUACCAAGAUGUGGGGGAACCAAUUUGCAUUUUUGCAUGUAGCGAUUCCUGAACUAAUUGAUGAUAACUCCUCCAACCCCCUUGAUUUUGUCUAUAAAACACAGCAACAGAUUACGAGGCUCAGAAAUUCACCAGCAGUUUAUCUCACAGCUCAGUGCCUAGAGAUUGAAAGGAAAUGCAAAGGACCUGAGGCAGCAGCUGAACUUAUCUACAAUACAAUGAAUAAAUCAAGCAUGGGAAUGACAAAUAUGAUAGGUCCAAUUGAAAAAGUGGCCUUGGUUAACCAUCCUGUCAAAGGCAUAUACUUCAUGGUUUGCGGCACUCCUAAGAGCCUAGUAAUAACAAUCAUGAGUUACAUGCAAACUGUGAGGAUUGGAGUAGGAGUUGAAAAGGGCCUCAUAGACUCACAGAAGCUGACCUCAUGCAUCAAGAAUGCUUUUGAUCUGGCGUACGAGGCAGCUUCAAAGAGCCAAUAAAAAGAACUUCAAACAGCAUAAAGUUUAUCCUCAAGGUGCUGAUUUGGGAAUGAUGCAACUCACCUCAUAUAUAUGACAUUUCAGGCCUUGCAAUUCUUUGCUCUAUUCAUCAGCAAUUACUAUGUCAUGUCUAGUCUAGUAAGAGGAGUGCAUUUGGAUCCUUUUCUAAGAAACUUUUAAGAAAAAAAAAAAAAAAAAAAAAAAAGUGGUUCAUGGCUAUAUGCCUAUAUAUAUGUACACUUCUCCUUGUAUCAGUGUGGCAUUAUGCGUAAUUCAUUGUCAUGAAUGACAUUUUGGAAGAGGAACUGUAAUAGCAUAAUCGAUAAUUACAUGAAAUCCUCAAUGUUAUAUGCUA
This is a messenger RNA of Chenopodium quinoa (quinoa), 2136 nucleotides long. RefSeq names its product O-acyltransferase WSD1-like. Gene Ontology annotation, molecular function: diacylglycerol O-acyltransferase activity; long-chain-alcohol O-fatty-acyltransferase activity. The record is from RefSeq and is a predicted model, not a curated record. Gene Ontology annotation, cellular component: plasma membrane. The transcript has 5 exons. Bases 351 to 1781 code for a protein of 476 amino acids. Lineage: Eukaryota; Viridiplantae; Streptophyta; Magnoliopsida; Caryophyllales; Amaranthaceae. Gene Ontology annotation, biological process: triglyceride biosynthetic process.